UAGAAAUGGUACACUCUGUUGCUACGACGAAGCGGCCUUGGCGACAGCUGUGGAGUUGAGAUUUAGCCCCAGAGUGCAUUGCGGUGUUAUAUGAUUUGACUGGGCAAGGAACGAAAAUGGUAACAACAAGACAGGUAAAAAUGGAACAAGAACCCAGAAACACAAUUGUUUUUAAUACUUCAAAAAAAGAACUUUUCAAUGCCAGUAGUGGUUAUAAAUCCUUGCAAAAAAGACUGCGAUCCAACUGGAAAAUACAAAGUUUCAAAGAUGAACUCACAGAGGAAAAGCUGUCUGGGGUGAAGCUCUGGAUCACUGCAGGACCCAGGGAGAAAUUCACAGCUGCUGAGUUUGAUGUAUUAAAGAAAUACUUAGAGGGUGGUGGAGCCAUUCUUGUCAUGUUGGGAGAAGGGGGAGAAUCGAGAUAUGACACCAAUGUCAACUUCCUAUUGGAGGAAUAUGGUGUUAUGAUCAAUAAUGAUGCUGUGAUACGAAAUGUGUACUUGAAAUACUUUUACCCCAAAGAAGCCCUAAUUUCCAAUGGAGUUUUGAACAGGGAAAUUAGUCGAGCAGCAGGAAAAGCUGUUCCUGAAAUAAUUGAUGAAGACAGCAUUGGUAACAAUGCACAAGCUCUAACAUUUGUUUAUCCCUUUGGUGCCACAUUGAAUGUGAUAAAACCAGCAGUAGCAGUGUUAUCUACUGGCUCUGUCUGCUUUCCACUUAACCGACCAAUCCUGGCUUUCCACCAGUUCAAGAAUCGUGGUGGAAAGUUGGCUGUGCUGGGAUCGUGUCACAUGUUCAGUGACCAGUACUUGGAUAAAGAAGAAAACAGCAAAAUAAUGGAAGUAGUUUUCCAGUGGCUGACAACCAACGAAAUACACUUGCAUCAGAUAGAUGCUGAAGAUCCUGAGAUUUCAGAUUAUACAAUGCUUCCAGAUACAGCAAAGCUCUCAGAAAGGUUACGAGUCUGUCUACAAGAGGGAGAUGAGAAUCCCAGAAAUUUCACCACCCUGUUUGAUAUGUCUCUGUUCAAGUUGGACACUGCGGCACUGCCAAAUGUUAUCAAGUCUUACGAACAAAUGAAUGUAAAGCAUGAAACUCUACAGCUUAUUCAGCCACAGUUUGAGACCCCUCUUCCAGCACUUCAGCCGGCAGUCUUUCCUCCAUCUUUCAGGGAAUUGCCACCUCCUUCACUGGACCUUUUUGACCUGAAUGAAACCUUCUCAUCAGAAAAAGUCAGACUUGCUCAUAUCACCAAUAAGUGUACUGAUGAAGAUCUUGAAUUCUAUGUUAGAAAAUGUGGUGACAUUCUUGGGGUGACCAGCAAGCUUCCAAAGGAUAAUCAUGAUGCCAAGCAUAUUCUGGAACAUAUUUUCUUCCAGGUGGUGGAAUUCAAAAAGCUGAAUCAGGAACAUGACAUAGAUACCUCCCAAAAUGGAUUUGCUGCCUUUUAGAACACUUAAUUGAAAGACUGCAGCCUUGGCUCACUUCUUCAUUUAAGAAUGCAAAACAUUUAAGAUGCAUAUGGAACCAGAAUUUUGUUCGUUUCCUGUAUUUGGAGAUACGUUUUUUCUCUCUCUCCAUCUUUCUUUUUGGAACUUCAUGAAGUGAAAAACUGUACUGAAAGUUGGACCAGUACCUCAUCCAGAUCAUAAACUUUUAUACUGCACAUUAAAGCCCUCUGUUAAUAUAUAUUUUUAAACCACAAUGACAAUGAAAUAAAAUAUAAAUGUGGAACAUUUAUUUUCAUGCAGAUGCAUGAUUACUUUUGAAUGACUUACUUAUGUUUUAUGAUAUUGUUUGUCUUAGAGAUGUAAAAAAAAAAAUCAGUCAGGAGUUUAAACCUUGAAAGUAUUACAGAAUAUUUUGUCUGAGCUGUCUCAUGCAUUUGAAUUUUGUAAAUAUGUAAAAUGAAUGUUGGCAUUUUAUGUAUUGAAUUAUAGCACGUCAUAAAUGUCUCUGAGUCAAAUAUUUGAUUAAAAAUCAUUUUUGUAAGUAAA
Messenger RNA from Protopterus annectens (West African lungfish), 1997 nucleotides. RefSeq names its product intraflagellar transport 52 (gene IFT52). Lineage: Eukaryota; Metazoa; Chordata; Ceratodontiformes; Protopteridae. The transcript is spliced from 14 exons. The record is from RefSeq and is a predicted model, not a curated record. Gene Ontology annotation, cellular component: cilium; intraciliary transport particle B; centriole. The coding region runs from base 117 to 1451 and encodes 444 amino acids. Gene Ontology annotation, biological process: intraciliary transport; cilium assembly.